Messenger RNA from Closterium sp. Naga37s-1, 1866 nucleotides. NCBI's taxonomy places the organism in Eukaryota, Viridiplantae, Streptophyta, Zygnematophyceae, Desmidiales, Closteriaceae. The record is from the annotation of a GenBank genome assembly.
AUGGCGGCACGUUUAGACCUCUCGUCUCCGAUAACGUCGUCCAAGCUAUCCCUAAAAUCGUCGCACCCCAGCCUUUCGUCGUCCUCGUCUCGUCAAACCACCUGGUCGCCGCCCUUCAAAGGAUCAACCUCACGCCUCUCGAAAUCGACCUCAGCGCCCAACAAGCCCUCAACCCGCCUCCGGCUUCCCCCUUGCGCGCUUCCCCCCGGCGCGCUUCCUCCCGGCCUCCGCACCGUGUCCUCUUCCGCCGUCCCCCGCGUCGCCGCGUCAGCCGCUGCCGCGUCCGCCGCCGAUUUUCCCGCAGCCGGGUCCGGCCCUGACGAGCCGCCUUUCAAUCUCAAUCCGGAAGAGCUGCAGGAGGAGCUUUCUCGCGCUUUUCGCUCCGCCAAGAAGCAGUCGAAGGUGGCGCUGCGGAAAAUAGCGGACGGCACGGCGGGCGCUUUGCGCUGCGCGCAGAGCAAGGUGGCGGAGUUUGAGCGUGAUAAUGACCUGCGCGGAAAGGCGCGGGAGGCGGUGGGCGCCGCGAACGAGCUGCUCGAGGAGGUCGCGUUCGAGGCGGAGAGGCACGCGUUCCGGUUCGACGCGCAGUUCGGGGUUUCGAGAAGAGUGGAGGAGAUGAAACGCGCCGUGGUUGGUGCGGCGUACGAUGUGGACUUAUCUGAAGCGGUGGGCGGAGUUCAGAACCACGCCGGCCGGCCAGCUCGUUAUGGUAUGCUUCCCCACCCCUCGCUGGCGCCCUCGUUGCUACCCUCCCCUACUGUCCCAUCGCUCUUUACGAGUCCUUGUCCACCUGUGGUCGUCGUCUCCGCUCUAGCCUUGUGCUCUUUGCACGCCGCUCUCGCUGCAUUUAACCUCAUUCGUCCUCUCUUUCUCCUCUUCCACUCCCUUGACUCCCUCCCAAACUCCCUCACUCUUUUUCCACUCUCGCCAUGGAUCUUCGUGGCGUUCGCGUGGCUGCUCAUCUCGGGCUGGCUAGCGCAGAUCUUCCUCUGGUCGCUCUGCAUCGUCCCACUGCUCCCUCUGCUCGCCAGAGCGCUCGCCAAAGCAGCCUUCGUUGAGGGGGAUUUUGAGGAGGACGAGUGGGAGGAAGAGGACGAGGGAGAAUGGGACGGAGGCGAUGCUGACGUGGAACGAGCCCUUGCUGAGUCAGAACAGGAGCUCUCCACGGGCAGUCUGGUGCUGCCGCCCGGGCGGCAAGCCCCGCGGGUGAAAUCGGCAGUAUUUGUGAAGAGCAGCAGCAGUGUGGCGCAGUGCCCUAAGGAUACGAAGAUCCCGGAGUUUGCUGUGAUUGGCCGAUCCAACGUGGGGAAAUCAUCCCUCAUCAACAUGUUGACAAAUCACAAGGGGCUAGCACAGACCUCCAAGAAACCAGGCAAGACGCAGCUGAUAAACCACUUCCUUAUCAACGACUCCUGGUACCUCGUGGAUUUGCCGGGCUACGGCUAUGCAGUGGCCCCAAACGCCAUUCGAACGGAAUGGAACGCUUUUACAAAGGCCUACUUCACCUCGCGCACCAACCUGCUCACCGUGCUGCUGCUGGUGGAUGCCACCAUUCCCCCUCAAGCCAUUGAUGUGGAGUGCGCUGACUGGCUGGGGAGGAACAAGACCCCCCUCACAGUUAUCCCCCUCACUGUCGUGUUCACCAAGUGUGAUCAGCAGAAGAAGGCCCGGCGGAAAGCUACUGCUGUGGGUGAUGACGAGCGCAGUGACUGCGGAGGGGAAGGAUGUGUUGAGUCAUCUUGUGCAGUUGAGGGGGUAUUGGCGACGGUAAUGGUGGGCUUUCAAAUGUGUGGUGUGGUGUGGAGUGCGGUGACAGGGGAGGAAAAAGGCGCUCUGCUGAAUAAGAAAUCCCAAAUACACGAGUAG